Mastomys coucha (southern multimammate mouse) is the source of this 4320-nucleotide messenger RNA. RefSeq names its product KIAA0040 ortholog. The coding region runs from base 828 to 1130 and encodes 100 amino acids. The transcript has 5 exons. The record is from RefSeq and is a predicted model, not a curated record. NCBI's taxonomy places the organism in Eukaryota, Metazoa, Chordata, Mammalia, Rodentia, Muridae.
GGGACACUGGCCGGGAGACCCGCAGGAAGGACACCCCGCGCUGCGUGUGCGGUGGCGUGUGCUGUGUCCUAGUUUAAGGUGUGAGUUGAGCUGGGGAGCGGCAAAGCCAGCCAGUCGGAUUCAGGAAGUUGAGUUCUUGACCUCAGGAGCAGAGCUGGGUGCUGUGAAACCUCAGCCGGGGACGCAGGGGGCGCUUUCCUCCACAGCACACGGGUGGCACCCACUGACCCGUAGCGCCGCCUCUCUCCCGGGACCUGGCAGUGGGAGGGACGGGCUGGAGGAGGGACCCAGACCUCACCCUUGUGCCCAAGUCACUUCAGACAGCACCGGAACAGAUCCACCGGUCCCGCCGGCAGGAAGCCUUCAGCGGACCCCAAAGUUUUGUGUGUGAACCUAGACAUCAGUGUGGCUGAGCAAGAGUUCCAGGUAUAUUAACAGAGUAUCCCCUUGAUGGAGAUAAAGAAACCAAGGCCCAGAGCGACUGAGUGACUGCCUCCCGACACAUACUUAAGAAUAAGUUGCUUGGCCACAUCUCUCUUGUUCGUGAGUCUAUCAGCAGAGCCCAGGACGCAAACUGGCAUGUGAAAGCAGCUGAUUAAGUACUCCAGUAGAAGAAAAAGGGGACAGGAAGAGGAGAUGAAGGGUAGUGUGACAUGGAGGUGACAAAGCAGACUUGGGUAUCACUCCACACAGUCAGGUGCUCCUGGUGGCAUGCCCAAAUGCGAAGCUAAAAGAAAAAUAAAUUCCAAGUGUCUAGCACUGUGUUGUGUGAAGCCGAAGGCUUGUUAGAUAAUUGAGAUACUCAGGUCCCACACUAGGCCGGCACCAUGGAGAGAAACAGUUCUUUCUUCAACUCUAUCUGGGAAACCAUCCAGACGAGACAUGAAAGAGGCAUCUUCAACACCGUCUGCCUGGCUGUGCUCCUGGGGUUGCCCCUGGUGGUGGUUCUCACCCUCUUCUUCAUCUGUUGCCAUUGCUGCUGUAGCCGGCCACCUAAGAGCAACCAUCAGCCAGACCAAAACAAGAAGAAAAAGAAAAAGAAGAAGAAGAAGAAGAAAGAUGAAGACCUCUGGAUCUCUGCUCAGCCCAAGCUCCUCCAGAUGGAGAAGAGGCCAUCACUGCUUGUCUAGUAAGGAAGCAGUGUGUGUUCCCCUUGGAGCUGAGCCUCCUUCCAACCACAAAGACUUAGAGGAGCCUUUAAAGUGAUGCAUUUACUCCCACAGAUUACUCAACCAAGGGACAAAUUUCAGACUAAGCAUCCCAAUGGAUGGGAGCUUGUAGACAAUUCUUACACUGUCCUGGCAGCUAUGUGUCCAAUAUCAGUGCUCUCUGUUGUAGCCCCAAGCAUAUAACUGCAGUUUCUGAUAUACUCUAUCACAAAAGCACAGAAAACAUGUAUACAUGCAUUUUAGAUGAUUUUCAACUUUGUAAGUAUCAUAUGUAUGCACAUUUGGACAAUGGGUACAUGGGACAGGAUAUUCUAUUUAUCACUCGGCCAUGUAAUAUGCAGUUUGCUCAAAUAUACAUACUUGCAGAAAUGUCUUAUGGGAAGACAUGUCCAGAUUUAGGCACAUCUGCACAAUUAAGUAGCCAUGAUGCAAGGCCCUAUGCACUGUAUAUCAUUCAGGUUGGAGAUGGGUGCUUCGUAUCCCUACAGAGUGUUUUACUGGAAAUACACUUGGACAUUCAAAGAACCUGGUACAGUCCCCACUUCAGUAUAUACUGAUACAGACAUAGCUAGUGGUUCCUAUAUGCCUCUGACCUUUUGCCUGUACCUAAAAGUUUAAAGUAUGGCUCCAGAUACACUCAAAGCUCUUUGCUUACAGUUCACGACAAGGUCCUCAUUACCUCUAACAGAUGUUGAGUGUGAUCCAAGACCUCUCGGGGACAUUACCCCAUAACUACUCAGUAAGGUGCCCUUUUCUAAGCAGUGAUGAACAGCUCUUGGCAGUGACUAUGAGAAAGCUAUGGAAACCCACAUAUUCACUUCAUUGGAUUGUAGGUGUGUACCUAUGAGAUGUGUAAUAGAAAUAGAAAGGGUAAGGAGAUACUUCGCGUGAGCUAGCUAUAAUCUGUGUGACCAAGGGCUUUCAGAAAGAAAACAAGAUCAUCCUAAGUCCAGUCUCAUAACCAGCACACAUGCGCGCACGCGCACACACACACACACACAUGCACACACAGGCGCACACACACAUGCACACGCGCACACGCAUGCACAUGCACACACAUGUACUCAUGCGCAUACACAACACAACACAUACCAGAAGCAAUCCCCUGUGUUUGUAGCAUUGCAUGAUGCAUUGCCAGUGGGAUGUAGAAGCCAUAGUUUAAGCGAAAGAUAAAACUGUAAAGAUAUCUGUUGCUCUUUAUGCUGACGCUCAGGCAAAUAUCUUGUACACAGUAGGUACUCAUAACUGUGGAUGGAUAUACAACGAUGCUAAGGAUAAACUUGUAAUACCUCACAAGUCCCCCCUAAGUGACCUACUCUUUUAAGACACCCCAUUGACGGCUACAGAAGGGGAGACAAGGCAUUGAGACCAGGGUUGAUUGACACAUGUGCCCUGGGGUACCAACGCCAUGCCAUUUUCUGAGUGGAGGAGAGCUUUACCUCCCUAGUCCAAGACUAAGAAAACAAAUUGCUUGGCAUUUUUUACUGUAUUGUGGCCAUGUUACAAAGGCAGAGAAUUCCCAGCUUGUAAGUGAUUAGACUCCAACAGCUCAUUUGCACAUCUACUAAGGGGCUCUAUAAACAUUGUCCCCACAGAGACCAUUAUAGACAGUAAAAAAAAAAUCUGUCUAAUUAGUGAUAUAGCCAAAUUAUGACAUUAGAGCUGCAAGAAAAAAAUUCCCGAAAUUGAUGACCGGAUGAAUGGAAAGUUGUCCUCUACUUGUUCAGCUGAGCUACCUGGUACUCACGGCUCUACUCCCAAUGUGCUCCAGGUCCUUGGAGGGUAGCUACCUAGUGGUGGCUUCCUGGGUCUUCUAACACACAGAGCAGUCACUUUCACUCACCCAUCCUACAGAACCACAAUGUCACUAGGCACUCAAGCCUUCCACCCACAGGCCUCUUUGACCAAAGCAACACUUCCUGAUUCUCUGUCCCCUUGUCACGUAGAGAGCUGGUUGUAGAUUACCUGGCUGUCCUCCACAUGUCACAGAAUGACCAGUCCUCUCCCCUUCUCUGCCAAUUGGUACCCAGAUGCCCUUCCCGUUUCUCUCAGUCUCCCUAAGACAGAAGAGUUGGGGGUAGAGGUGGAGACACAGCAGAGAUGGGAUGUCAGAUACGGUCUGCAAGGAUGAAUCAACCAGGAUCAGGGACCAUACAAAUUACAUGGUUUCCGUGACAACUGGCUGCCAGUUUGAAUUAAGACAGCAGUCAGUUGUCCCUGAUUGCCAUAACAAAGCCUCUGUCGCUGGGCACAGCGGGCACAGUGUACCUACUGCUUUCUAAUCAAAUAGACUUGAGCCAGUGCCUGUCACGAAACAUCCAGAAAGGCAAUUCCCAGCUGCUUCUGUAUCCUGGAACCCAGGAAUCCCAGCCCUGACUGGAUCACCGCUUCCUUUCACACACACUCUCUGCCUUUACAAAGCACUUAGGAUGAUGCAGGGCUCAUGAUAUGAGAGGCCCUCCCAUAGACGCCAGGUAGCAGAAGCCCAAAGCAGUGCUUGGUGUCCUGUCUCCCUCUGCCUCACUCUGACAAUUCUUCUCAUAUUGCUUCUUCUGCUUGCAUCAUGCCAAUUCAUUCCUUUAUGACUCCAUACUUUUUCCUUUGGUCUAUCCCAGAGUUGCCAUGGAUACAGUCCUAGGGUAAGGUGCUUGGGAUCUGUGCAUACCUGAUCCAUCUGGGGAUGGUAAGUUAAUGGAGAACUUAAGAGGCCCCAAGGGGCUGGAGGGAUGGCUCAGCACUUAAGAGCACUUGUUGCUUUUGUAAAAGACCCAGGUACCAGGAAUGCAUGUGGUACACAUGUAUACAUGUAGGCAAACCACUCAUACACAUAAAAUAAAUCUUUUUCAAAAAUUUAAAAAGAAGAUACAUAGAGACCUUCUCAACUAGCAGGGGCUUGGGCAUGGGGGUAACCCCAGCAACGCUGGACUUCUGGCCUGCUUUGGUCAUACUCAGAAACAGUUAGAGGGAUCUUUAGACUUUUUUGAUUUCUUGAGGGGAGGAAAAAGAACAGAAAAAUGUAAAGAAAAGCCAGUCACUUUUUUGAGAAUAUAUAAAUGAUCAAAGCUGUAUAGUACUUGUCAGUGUUGUUUUGUUUUCUGUAAAGUUCAAAUACUUGUAAAAUUUUAUUUAAAUAAAUAUUUUGAAGAUGAAA